Messenger RNA from Panicum virgatum (switchgrass), 2842 nucleotides. RefSeq names its product U-box domain-containing protein 70-like. NCBI's taxonomy places the organism in Eukaryota, Viridiplantae, Streptophyta, Magnoliopsida, Poales, Poaceae. Gene Ontology annotation, biological process: protein phosphorylation; protein ubiquitination. The coding region runs from base 154 to 2727 and encodes 857 amino acids. The record is from RefSeq and is a predicted model, not a curated record. Gene Ontology annotation, molecular function: ubiquitin-protein transferase activity; protein binding; protein kinase activity. The transcript is spliced from 10 exons.
GAUGCUUCCCCUUCCCCAGACUCCGGCCGGGGUCUCGUCAGGUCGUCUCCUCGUAGUCGCCGCCACCGGGGCCGCACCACCACCAGCAUCCGCCGGGGCUGCCCAAAUGCGCCUGCAGUCGCCUUAGCGCCACCCCGUCCGCACAGUCACGCGAUGGAGGCGGACGAGCGGGCGGAGGCGGCGCGGCGCGCCAAGGAGGCCGGCAACGACGCCUACCGCAAGUCCUUCCUCGAGACGGCCGUCGAGCACUACACCCGCGGCGCGCUCCUCGACCCCGGCGACAUCUCCUUCCUCACCAACCGCGCCGCAGCCUACCUCAAAUUGUGCAAGUACAAGGACUGCGUAAGGGACUGCGACGACGCGGUGAGGCGCGGCAGAGAGCUCGGCGCGGAGAGCAAGCUGAUCGCGAAGGCGCUGUCGCGGAAGGCGUCGGCGCUGCUCGAGCUCGCGGACUGCGCCGGGGACUACGCGCCGGCGAUCAGGGCCCUGGAGCAGUCGCUGGCCGAGCACUACUGCGAGGAGACGCUCGACAAGCUCGGCGAGGCAGAGAGGAAGAGGAAGCAGGUGGAGGAGCAGGAGCGACUGGAUCAGGAGGCCGCCGACCACGACCGCGAGAAAGGUAAUGAAUUUUUUAAGCAGAAGAAGUACCAUGAAGCAGCAAUGCACUACACUCGAGCUAUGAAAAUGUGCCCAAAGGAUCCAAGGGCGUUUAGCAACAGAGCUCAAUGCCACAUCUAUCUGGGAGAUUUCCCUCAAGGUCUUGAGGAUGCAGAGAAAUGUGUCGAACUGGAUCCGACUUUUCUAAAGGGCUAUUUACGUAAAGCUAAACUUCAGUUCCUGAUGGAAAGAUAUGAAAAUGCUCUGGCAACUUACCUAGAGGGUUUGAGGUGUGACCCAAAUAAUCUGGAGGUUCUUGAUGGCUUAAGAAGAUGUGCAGCAUGCAUUAAGAGGGCUAAUGGGAGCGAUUUUGAGCUUAAGGAAUUGAAAGAGAUGUCAGGAAAUUUUCAAUCAGAAAAUGAUUUGUGUAAAUUUGAAAAAGUGAUGGAGCAAGCUGCAAUAUUCAAGAAGGAAGCUUCUGACGAGCGUCUGAUGCGCAUAGAAUCUGAACGAAUGGCUAGAACAAUGGAGGACUCGUAUUUAAACCAAGUCCAACAAAGGAAAGAAACUGAGGAGUUCCUUUCAAGGGCACAACAAGAGUUGGAACGGUUUAAAAUACAACAUGAUGAUGUCACUGAAAGACUUCAGAAGGCCAAUGAGCGUCUACUAGGGCAGCUCUCUGAAUCCACAGGACAAUAUGACUGGCUUCUAUCAGAGCAUGAUCACUUGCUACAUGAUAGGGAUCGUGUAGUUCAUGAGGUUCAAGAGUUAUGUCAGAGAAGAGGGCAAAUGCAUUCGGUUUUGGUUACAUCAACAUACUCUGAGUUUUCAUCAUCUGAGCGUCUACUAGGGCAGCUCUCUGAAUCCACAGGACAAUAUGACUGGCUUCUAUCAGAGCAUGAUAACUUGCUACAUGAUAGGGAUCGUGUAGUUCAUGAGGUUGAAGAGUUAUGUCAGAGAAGAGGGCAAGUGCAUUCGGUUUUGGUUACAUCAACGUACUCUGAGUUUUCAUCAUCUGAACUGGAGUCUGCAACUGAAAAUUUCAGUAGUUCCCUGAAGAUUGGAGAAGGUGGGUUUGCUUGUGUGUACAGAGGUAUCCUCCGGAACACGACAGUUGCAAUAAAGGUGUUGAAACCUGAUUGUUUACAGGGAAGGUCACAGUUCGAGCAAGUGGUUGCUAUCCCGAGUAGGGUGAGGCACCCUCACCUUGUAACUCUAUUGGGGGCAUGUUCAGAAUCAUCUGCACUUGUCUAUGAGUUCUUGCCAAAUGGAAGUCUUGAAGAUUUUCUCAUGUGUGCAGAUAAAAGGAAAACAUCGCUAUGGCAGAUUCGCACCCGAAUUAUUGCAGAUAUAUGUUCAGCACUGAUCUUUCUGCACAAGAAUAAACCACACCCAGUUGUUCAUGGUGAUCUGAAGCCGGCCAACAUCCUUCUUGAUGUUAACCUAGUCAGUAAGCUUAGUGACUUCGGCAUCUCUCGCCUCCUGAUCCAGUCCAGCACCAGUAACACUACCCUUUAUCACACAAUGCAUCCAGUUGGAACCCCCUUGUACAUGGACCCAGAAUUUCCUGCCACUGGAGAGCUGACACCUCAUUCUGAUGUCUACUCUUUUGGGAUCGUGGUCUUGCGCCUUCUGGCAGGAAAGCCUCCUGUUGGUAUUAAGAAGAUUGUGGAGGAUGCGAUGAUGAAAGGUGACCUGCACUCAGUAGUUGAUUCCACAGCAGGAGAGUGGCCGGAUGUGCACGUGCAGCAGUUAGCACACCUUGCUCUCAGUUGCAUGGAGCUGAGCCGGAGGUGCCGUCCUGAUCUUUCAGGCGAGGUGUGGAGAGUAGUUGAGGCGAUGCGGGAUGCUGCGACGAGUAAACCUUCAGCCUCAUCUUCUAGACCAGUGUCAGAUGAAAACUGCACACCUUCAUAUUUCAUUUGCCCUAUAUCUCAGGAUAUCAUGAACGAUCCACAUAUCGCAGCUGACGGAUUCACCUACGAAGCUGAGGCCAUCAGGAGCUGGCUCGACAGCGGCCACAACACGUCUCCGAUGACCAAUAUGCGACUCGAACACGACGAGCUCAUUCCCAAUCGCGCUCUUCGUUCCGCCAUCCAGGAAUGGCUCCAGCAGCAGAAUUUGGCUUAAUAACCUGUUGGGUUGCUGCGUGCUUCCCCGUUCAAAGUCGUGACAGAAUAACUCUGUAAUUUCCUUGCUCAUCAACUUCUGGAACCCGUGUGGCUUUAACAUUCAACUAGAACUA